AUGGCUGUCCCAAGCUACAACGCCAUGCCUUUGAGCAAGAUGUUCCUUGGCGCUCGCGUCCUCCAGGCGAUCUGCAUGAUCCUAAUCAUCGGCAUCUGCUCCAACUUCAUUCAAAUGAUCGUCACAACCGGUGUCGAGCCCCCCAAAGAGUUCGUCGGCACACUGAGCGUGACAUGUAUCGCAGCCCUCUACAUCAUGGUCAGCGUAGGCUACUACUGGUCGCAAGCCAACCUCGGUCUCCUCGUCAUGACAGGCGUCGACUCCCUAAUCCUCAUCGCCUUCAUCGUGUGCGCUGUCACUCUGGGCAAACCCAUGUCCUUCCUCAACUGCUAUGUCAUCGGCAAGUCUUCCGCAGAAGUUGACACGAUGUACGCCAACGCUUUCGUGACGGCGACCGUUGAGAACCUGAACAAGAGCACGAGCAGCUUGGGCCACUGGGCGGGUGUUACGAGGAGCAACUGCUUCCAGGCCAAGACUGUCUGGGGCAUGGCUAUCGCGCUUUGCGUACUCUUCACUGUUUCUUGCGCUCUUCUGCCUACACUUUGGUACAAGAACAACAUGAAGAAGCCUGCCAAGACCGUCGAGGAGGCUUGA
Alternaria arborescens is the source of this 594-nucleotide messenger RNA. RefSeq lists its product as hypothetical. Bases 1 to 594 code for a protein of 197 amino acids. Lineage: Eukaryota; Fungi; Ascomycota; Dothideomycetes; Pleosporales; Pleosporaceae. The record is from RefSeq and is a predicted model, not a curated record. The transcript has 3 exons.